AUGGCGCAAAUUAAAGGGUUGAGUGCUUAUGACCGCCCUCCUGAUCCUGUCAGGAUCUGCUACAAGAAAUAUUCCAAAAUUGAAUUGUCUGAAGUUGACAAUGAUCCGGGGAUCCUUGACCUCCGACGACUCGAUCCCGACCAAUUACCAGCCGGAGUGACGGUUGCGCAGUCUAUGUCAAGCCAAGAUUUGCGAUUGGCAUUCGACGAUUUUAUUCGUGGAAGUCAUUGUCCUACUGAAGAGGAUGCUCCUCUGGCUGAGAACAUCCCGGUCUUUGCUCACAAUUCGAUAUCCGGACAAAGAGCCAUUCCUGACCUCCUGGCAGGACUUCUGAUGAUACCUGAAUUGUUUCCUCCCACUGUGCAGAUUGAAUUGCUUUCACGUCUAUUCCACCGAGACUUGCCCAACCCGGAGCACCAAACAAACCUACACCUGCACUACGAUGUAACAUAUCCCGAAGAAGCAGAAGAUACCCACAAACCGAAGUCAUUCUUCGAGGAUGAUCCCAGUCGAUCCUUUCAGCCCAAGGAUCCCGAGGUUCAUAAACCUAUGACGGUUCAAAGUCUUCUGGAGAAAAAAUUGCGCUGGGUCACAUUAGGUGGACAAUACGACUGGACUGCUAAAGUAUAUCCCUCUGGAACUCCGCCGGUAUUUCCAUCAGAUAUUGCGAACCUCCUGCGCGCCGCGUUUCCAGAAACCUCGGCCCAAGCUGCCAUUUUGAAUCUCUACUCCGCUGGUGAUACAUUAAGCGUGCAUCGCGACGUUAGUGAGGACUGUGACGUAGGUUUGAUCAGUGUGAGCUUUGGAUGUGAUGGGUUGUUCUUGGCUAGUCAUGAUGAUGGGAACGGUUGUGAAAUCAUCCGGCUUCGAUCAGGCGACACGGUUUAUAUGAGCGGUAAAUCGCGGUUCGCCUGGCAUGGAGUUCCGAAAAUCCUGCCUUCGAGUUGUCCCGCAUGGCUCGCCGACUGGCCAUCGAUGGGGGAUACCGGCGCAGGCAUGCCGCCUGGUCGCUAUGAAAUGUGGAAAGGGUGGAUGGCCGGUAAACGGAUCAACCUGAAUGUUCGACAAAUGACUACUUCGUUGUCUUCUGGCGAUAAAGCGGCCCCAGUCUGA
Molecule: messenger RNA, 1113 nt
Organism: Penicillium soppii
Lineage: Eukaryota; Fungi; Ascomycota; Eurotiomycetes; Eurotiales; Aspergillaceae
Gene: alkB
Product: oxidoreductase, 2OG-Fe(II) oxygenase family
Exons: 2
Coding region: 1-1113 (370 amino acids)
Cellular component (GO): cytoplasm; nucleus
Source: RefSeq, a predicted model, not a curated record